AUGAAUAUAUUUUUUUUUAUAAUUAUUUUUAUUAAUAAUAUAAUAUGUUAUUUAUAUUACAGUUAUAGUUUUAUCAAACCUGAUAUUACUCCAGUUCAUGCAUUCGUUUCAGGAGAAUAUGAUCCAAUUUAUCCAGUUAUAACUUCAAGUAACCACUAUGCAUUUACAUCAAUGAGUACAUAUCCCAUUAUAAAUGGUAAAAAGAUAGGAAAUCCAAUUUGUGAUUAUUAUCAAUUACUUCUUUAUAAUAACACUAUUAUUCAAUGUCUAUGUGAUGGGUGUGGUAUUGGUAUUGCACCAAAAUUGGCAGCAACAGCUGCUGGACAAGCUGCAGUUCAAUCAAUUGCAAAAGAAAUUAGAGAAUGUUCAAAUAUUAAAGAAAUAGCAGAAAAUAUGAUUAGAGCUAUUUCAGAUGCACAUGACAAUAUUUUUGUCGUUGCAGAAAAUGAAAGGAAGUCAUACCUUAUUGGUGCUACAACAAUUCAAUUACAAGUAAUUGUUCAGUUAGAUUCUAGAGAUAGAAAAUUUGGUAUUAUCACAUUAAACAUUGGGGAUUGUCGAUCAUAUUUAUAUUCCAAUUCAACACUUCGUACAAUUUAUAAUUACUCUUCUCGUGAAAGUUUGAGUGAUGUUUCUAAUUCACAAGGAAGAAUUGGCAAUGGUAAAGAAGGAAUGCCUGAUUUAGGGAAUGCCUCUUUAACAUAUAAUGAAUGUUAUGAUGGGGAUUUAAUAUUUAUGUGUAGUGAUGGUAUAAAUGAUAAUUUUGAUCCUGAAAUUAUUGGGGUAUCAUCAGUUGGAGAAAGAAAAGAUGAUAAGAUUAAAUCAAUUGAAAAUUCGAUUGGACAAUAUAUAAUUCAUUCUAAUACCCUUUCAGAAACUAUAGAAUCAAUUGGAGAAUAUGUCGUAGGAGUAACUACUCGUGCACGAGAAGUUCAAUCAACUCCUCAAACUCCAACAACCCCAAAAGGAAAUAGAACAAAAGCUCCUGGAAAAUUAGAUCAUUCAACAAUGGCAUUAGUUAGAAUAGAACUUAGAAAUGAUAAUGAUUUCUUUUACAUUGAUUCAUUUAUACCAUCUUAUAAUUACAAAAUAAAUCCAAAUGUUAGUGAUACGACAAUGUAUAGAAGAAGUAAAAUUAGAAGAGAACAUCCACAAUUCUUUGUUAUUAAUAAAGACUUUGUUAAACCUAGAACUUCAAGUAUGUCAAGAACUUUUCAUUUAAAAAGUCCUAUUCAUUCGUUUCAUUCAGCUAGUAAUUCAGCUUCAUUAUCUCCAUCAUCUGGAUUAUGUAUAUCACCAUUAGACUUACAAUUAUCACCUGAAUGA
This is a messenger RNA of Entamoeba histolytica HM-1:IMSS, 1326 nucleotides long. RefSeq lists its product as uncharacterized. Bases 1 to 1326 code for a protein of 441 amino acids. The transcript is spliced from 2 exons. The record is from RefSeq and is a predicted model, not a curated record. NCBI's taxonomy places the organism in Eukaryota, Evosea, Mastigamoebida, Endamoebidae.